Molecule: messenger RNA, 5791 nt
Organism: Coregonus sp. 'balchen'
Lineage: Eukaryota; Metazoa; Chordata; Actinopteri; Salmoniformes; Salmonidae
Source: the annotation of a GenBank genome assembly
AAUACGAACUAUACUAGCUAGCUACAGUGAUUAAAACGGUAUUUCCUAAAAAUAUAAACACGGAGGCCAGCCUGUUCUCCCUCUCUCUCCUUUCCUUACAAAAUGGUGCUAACUGGGGAAAAUGGAGAGGUUUUACAGCUACGUCACAGAUUUACUUCCUGGCGUGCUUUACGUUUCUUGUUAUCACUUCUGGUUCAGGAAGAGAAAUGGCUGCCCUAGCUGUUGUGGAGACACCAUCCGGGAAAGAUGCAAUUGCAGAAGGACUGCUUGGUCUCUUGAAACCAGCUGUCCAGCAGCUUGAUCUUCAUGUUCAUUCAGUGAGGUAGGUAGCUAGCAAGAUAUGUGUUUCGAUUUCAAAUGUGCUUGCUAGAUACCGCUCCCUUCAUUCACAGCUAGCUAGCCACUUGUGGUGCGUUCAAGACAACUGGGAACUUGGGGAAAAACGAGGUCAAAUCAUAAAGUCAGUGAUCUUCAGGUCGGAAAGCGGAGCUCUAGAAAGAGAAUUCCGAGUGGCAUGACCGUUCAAUACGAUUUUCUCAGUUGGAGCUCGGUUCUUUCCGAGAAUUUGGAAUCGGAAGUCGGAGAUUUCCAGUUGUUUUGAACACGGCAAUAGCUAACUCCAUCAUCAUGACAGUCCCAUGAUGCGGCCCUUCCUCUCCUAGUUAGUUAUCAGGGAGGGAGAUUCCCUAAAAACACGUCACUUCGAUACAGUUUAAUUAGUCGUAUGUACGGGAUACACGGUCCUACAAAAUGCUUACUUGCAGGUUCCUUCUCGACAAUGCAACAACAAUAGGAAAUAAUAAAAUAUAAGAAUACGAACAUAAAGGAAAUGGCUAAGUAGAAUAUAAAAAUAUUUUAGCAUAUGUAUAAUAAAGGAAGGCACAAUUUAUACUAAACAAAAAUAUAAACGCAACAUGUAAAGUGUUGGUCCCUUGUUUCAUGAACUGAAAUAAAAGAUCCCAGAAAAUGUCUCUCAAAUGUUGUGCACAUAUUUGUUUACAUCCCUGUUAGUGAGCAUUUCUCCUUUUGACAAGAUAAUCCAUCCACCUGACAGGCUAAAUGACUAAAAUGUAAAUGUAAUUGUGUGGCAUAUCAAGAAGCUGAUUAAACAGCAUGAUCAUUACACAGGUGCCUCUUGUGCUGGGGACAAUAAAAGGCCACUCUAAAAUGUGCAGUUUUGUCACACAACACAAUGCCACAAAUGUCUCAAGUUGAGGGAGCGUGCAGUUGGCAUGCUGACUGCAGGAAUGUCCACCAGAGCUGUUGCCAGAUAAUUGAAUGUUCAUUUCUCUACCAUAAGCUGCCUCCAACGUUGUUUUAGAGAAUUUGGCAGUACGUCCAACCGGCCUCACAACCGCAGACCACGUGUAACCACGCCAGCCACCCGGACAGCUGAUGAAACUGUGGGUUUGCACAACAGAAUAAUUUCUGCACAAACUGUCAGAAUCCAUCUUAGGGAAGCUCAUCCGCGUGCUCGCCCUCACCAGGCUCUUGACCUGACUGCAGAUUGGCGUCGUAACCGACUUCAGUGGGCAAAUGCUCACCUUCGAUGGCCACUGGCACGCUGGAGAAGUGGGCUCUUCACGGAUGAAUCUCGAUUUCAACUGUACCGGGCAGAUGAUGACAUGUGGGUGAGCGGUUUGCUGAUGUCAACGUUGUCAACAGAGUGCCCCAUGGUGGCAGUGGGGUUAUGGUAUGGGCAGGCAUAAGCUACGGACAAUGAACACAAUUGCAUUUUAUAUAUGUCAAUUUGAAUGCUCAGAGAUACCGUGACGAGAUCCUGAGGCCCAUUGUUGUGCCAUUCAUCCGCCGCCAUCACCUCAUGUUUCAGCAUGAUAAUGCACGGCUCCAUGUCGCAAGGAUCUGUACACAAUUCCUGGAAGCUGAAAAUGUCCCAGUUCUUCCAUGGCCUGCAUAGUCACCAGACAUGUCACCCAUUGAGGAUGUUUGGAAAGCUCUGGAUCGACGUGUACGACAGCGUGUUCCAGUUCCCGCCAAUAUCCAGCAACUUUGCACAGCCAUUGAAAAGGACUGGGACAACAUUCCACAGGCCAGAAUCAACAGCCUGAUCAACUCUAUGCGAAGGAGAUGUCGUGCUGCAUGAGGCAAAUGGUGGUCACACCAGAUACUGACUGGUUUUCUGAUCCACGCACCUACUUUUUUUUUUUUUUAAGGGAUCUGAAGCAUGAAUAUGUGUGUCUGUGUGCUAAGGUGCAGAGAAUCACAGCAGGUGGUCGGUCCAGUUCAAGUAUUCAGCAUUCUGGCUUGUAGAUAGAAACUUUCUCUGAGCCUUUUGGUGUCAGACUUCAUGUUCCGAUACAGUCCGCCUGACAAUGACAUUCUAGAUGAUUCUGUGCUUCCAACUUUGUGGCAACAGUUUGGGGAAGGCCCUUUCUUGUUUCAGCAUGACAAUUCCCCCAUGCACAAAGCGAGGUCCAUACAGAAAUGUGGUCCUCUGUAGCUCAGCUGGUAGAGCACGGCGCUUAUAACGCCAAGGUAGUGGGUUCGAUCCCCGGGACCACCCAUACACAAAAAAAAAAUGUAUGCACGCAUGACUGUAAGUCGCUUUGGAUAAAAGCGUCUGCUAAAUGGCAUAUUAUUAUUAUUAUUAUUAUUAUUGUAAGGGAGUGAACAGCUCAAGGCUGGGGUGUGUGGGGUCCUUGAUGAUUCUGUGGGCCUUCCUCAGGCACCGCUUCGAGUAGAUGUCCUGGAUGGAUGGCAGCAUGGUCCCAGUGACGUAAUGGGCCGUCCUCACCACCUGUUGGAGGGCCUUGCGGUCGUGGAUGGAUCAAUUCCCAUACCAGACCGUGAUGCAACUGGUCAGGACGCUCUCGAUGGUGCACUGGUAGUAUUUGGAGAGGACCCGGGAUGGUAUGCCAAAUUUCUUCAACCGCCUUAGGGAGUAGAGACACUGUUGCACACUCUUGACAAGGGUGGUGGUGUUGUUGGUCAAGUCCUCUUUGAUGUGGACGCAGAAUAACUUACAACUGCUGACUCUGUCUACUGCUGUCCUGUUGAUGUGGAUCGGGGCAUGUUCCCUUCAUCUGUUUCCUGAAGUCAACAAUCAACGUGUUGUGCAAAGCAACACAGUCGUGGGUGAACAGGGAGUACAGGACACACCCCUGGGGGGCCCCUGUGUUGCGUCAGCGUGGAGGAGGUGUUGUUGCCAAUCCUCACAACCUGUGUCCUGCCCGUCAGAAAAUCCAGAAUCCAGUUGCUGAGGGUGGUGUCCAGACCCAGGGCUCUGAGCUUGGUGGUUGGAGGGUGCAAUAGUGUUGAAUGCUGAACUGUAGUCACUGAACAGUAUUUUCACAUAGCUGUUCCUCUUGUCCAGAUGUGUUAUGGCCGUGUGAAUAGCAAUGGAAAUGGCAUCUUCUGUGGAUCUGUUGGAGCGGUGGCAAAUUGGAGUGGGUCCAGUGUGCCUGGCAUGCUGGCCUUGAUGUUGGCCAUGACCAGCCUCUCAAAGCACUUCAUGAUCACUGGGGUGAUAGUCAUUUGGGCAUGUCACCUUGUUUUUCUUGGGCACUGGGACGAUGGUGGGCUCCUUGAAGCAAGUGGGGACUACAGCCUGGACAAGUUGAAGAUGUCAGAGAAGACGCACGCCAGCUGUUCAGCACACACAUCUGCCAACUCUCAAAAUUGUGCAUUUUCUCAGAGAGCGAAAGCACCUGGUCGACCGGAGCUGCAAGUGUCUUCCUCGAUGGCUCGGUAUUGUCUGCCUCAAAGCGAGUAUAGAAUGUGUUAAGCUCGUCUGGGAGGGAGUCUUCAGUGGGCACCACACAGCUGGAUUUGCCUUUGUAGUCCGUGAUAGUCUGUAGUCCUUGCCAAAUGUGUUGCGAGUCUGAGUUGUCGAACAUAAAUUCAAGUUUGAGUCUGUAUUGUCUUUUUGCGUCACUAAUGGAUUUGUGGAGCUCGUACCUGCUUGCCUUGUACACGUUGCGGGCCACCGAGUCAUCUGGGUUUGUUCUGCUGACAUUGAAAGCUGCAGUACGGGCUCUCCGCAUGAUACAGAUAUCUCCGUUCACCAAGGGCUUUUUUUUGUGUGGGUACAACAUCAAAACAUUUCCUAAUGAAGCCUGUGACUGACAAUGUAUAUUCCUCAACAUUGAUGGAUGAGUCCUGGGUGGAUGAAAAUAUUCCAAUCAGUAUUCUCAAAACAGUCCUGCAGCAUUGCGUCUGCCUCCUCUGUCCAGUGCCUCACUAUUCUCUGUGUUGGUGGCUCAGCUACAACUUUUUCGUAGCAGGCUGGGAGAACUUACGCAGCAGGUUAAGAUAAUUAAAUUAAGGUUAGGAAAAGGGUUAGGGUUUUAGAAAAUGCUCUCCUAACCUGCUACGAAAAGUUGUAUCGAAGUGGCGUGUUUUUAUGGAGGGAUGUUCUGAAUGUGUCCUUUCCUCAUUACUUUGUUACUUGCUGUAGGCCUAGGCUACAGAUAUCAAUGUCGUCUGCUGUAACCACUCUGUCUGUUGUUGUAGUAGUAGUCAUGAUUUGUUACUUUACUAUAUUUCUCUAUGAAUAAUGCUAUUGUGUUGUGUCCUUGUUAUAGGGAAAGCCAGGUGGAACUACGAGAACACAUAGACAAUCUAGCCACAGGUAAAAUUAUUUACUUUUACAUGCUUAUUAUGCCCUCCUGGGGGAACAGGGAAGUUGAUGGGUGCCAGGUUAAUGCACUUGACCCUGUGAAAGAAAGCCCAUAGCCAAGCCAAUGAAAACCAUUGUGUGAGACAGGCAGAGGCUGCUGUGAUGUGACUAGUACAACCACAUAUUUUUUAAAACUCAUGUGUAAGGCUUCUAGAAGCUCCUGUGCUGCCUGAGGGUAAUUCAAUCGAAAGAGGUAUGUCCUUUAUUCAGAACCUUCUUUGAUUUUCAUGAGAUCAUAAAAAAACAUUGCUUUUAAUUAUAUACAGAAUCAAUCCUACAAUUGAAGGCAUGAACAAGAGCUGAAUACCUUACCAAAAUGGCUGCUGUCUUAUCCAUUUUCUUUAUGAGAUUAGCCAAUCAUCCUGUCGGUCAUCCUCAUCUCAUCCCUUCAUUUUUAGAGUUGUGCAGGAUAAAUGAACACCAGAAGGUGGUGCUAGACCUGGACCCCUAUGUGAAAAAGCUGCUGAAUGCAAGACGCAGGGUGGUGCUGGUCAACAACAUACUACAGAAUGCUCAGGUCAGUGGCUCAAAGCAAGAGCUUGGAUGCUUUCUUUCUUUGCCUGUGCAGUAUCUUAUACUAUUUUGUGGGCCUUCUUUUACUCCUGUCCUUGUACCUAACACUCUAUUUUUAUGUGUGUCACUGUGUCAAAUUCAGUGGCUUAGUGUUCAUCCCAUGUAUCUAUACAUUAAUUCCAAUGGGCAUGGCAAUUCUGCUUUGUCUGUGCAUUUUGAAUUCAUGCAGCUCUGCUAGCCACUCAGGUGGUAUAUUAUGUCAAGCUACUGACUUUCAACAUUCAAUGCUCACUUGAGUUUCCCUCUCUCUAGGAACGGCUGCGACGGCUCAAUCACAACGUCGCCAAAGAGACGGCGCGUCGGAAGACCAUGCUGGAGACCUCUGGAGCGUUCACGCCUCGGUCGCCCAGUAAACCAUGACCAGUAAACCAUGCCCCACUCCUCAGCUUGGAACAAACUGCUUAGUAACAACACUGAGCUUGUCUUCCUGUGUCCUGGACUGAAUAAAGUUUUCACAUUCAACUCUCCACUGGGGUUGGGCAGUAUCCAGAUUUUCAUAUAUUCAUACCGUUCCUGUACCAUACCGGGAAAUACGGUAUUACAGUCAGUGCACACAAGGGCCGCUAUUUAUUUUCAAAA